Messenger RNA from Gambusia affinis (western mosquitofish), 4020 nucleotides. Its product is annotated as RNA-binding protein Musashi homolog 1. Gene Ontology annotation, molecular function: RNA binding. The transcript is spliced from 15 exons. The record is from RefSeq and is a predicted model, not a curated record. The coding region runs from base 27 to 1280 and encodes 417 amino acids. Lineage: Eukaryota; Metazoa; Chordata; Actinopteri; Cyprinodontiformes; Poeciliidae. Gene Ontology annotation, cellular component: cytoplasm.
CGUGCCUCGACGGCAUCGGUGGUGGGAUGAGAGAGGGACCGCGGCGGGGACUGAGGGAAGGAGGUGGAGUCUGUCCCAGUCUGCAUCUGGCCCUCUCCCCUCUGUGUCACCCCGGGCCAAACCCGCCCAGCUCCUCUCACUCGCUCUCCGCCUGUCCUCCCGCACGGCUCGGCCCGGUCACACACACCCACCCACCCGCACAGGCAGGCUCACACACACCGAGAGGACUCGGAAUGGACACGGAAGGGAGCCAGAGCAGCCUGUCCGCCGCGGACUCCCCUCACGACCCCUGCAAAAUGUUCAUAGGUGGACUCAGCUGGCAAACUACACAAGAGGGCCUGAAGGAGUACUUCUGCAAGUACGGCGAGGUGAAAGAGUGUAUGGUGAUGCGAGAUCCGGUUACUAAGCGCUCGAGGGGUUUCGGAUUUGUCACCUUCGUCGAUCAGGCCGGCGUGGACAAAGUUUUGGCCCAAAGCAGACACGAGCUGGACUCCAAAACAAUCGAUCCAAAGGUGGCGUUCCCUCGGAGAGCUCAGCCCAAGCUGGUGACUCGAACCAAGAAGAUCUUUGUGGGCGGCCUGUCAGUGAACACAACCAUCGAAGACGUGAAGCAGUACUUUGAUCAGUUUGGCAAGGUCGACGACGCCAUGCUCAUGUUCGACAAGACCACAAACCGGCACAGAGGGUUCGGAUUCGUGACAUUCGAGAACGAGGAUGUGGUCGAGAAGGUCUGCGAGAUCCACUUCCACGAGAUCAACAACAAAAUGGUGGAGUGUAAGAAAGCUCAGCCCAAGGAGGUGAUGUCUCCCACCGGCUCGGCCAGGGGGCGCUCUCGGGUGAUGCCCUACGGGAUGGACGCCUUCAUGCUAGGAAUCGGUAUGCUGGGUUAUCCCGGCUUCCAGACCGCCACUUACACCAGCCGGAGCUACGCGGGCAUCACUCCUGGAUACACCUACCAGUUCCCUGAGUUCCACUUAGAGAGGACUCCCCUUCUGACUUCACCCCACCCCCCUGAGCUCACAGCCAUUCCCCUCACAGCGUAUGGACCAAUGGCGGCGGCAGCGGCGGCGGCAGUCGUUAGAGGUUCCACCCCUUCUCGCACCGCGGGAUUUCUAGGAACGAGCAGCCCGGGUCCGAUGGCCGACCUGUACGGGACGGCCGGUCAGGAGUCGGCUGUCAGCAGCUACCUCAGCGCUGCGAGCCCGGCCCCGAGCACCGGCUUCAGCCACAGUUUGGGGGGCCCUCUGAUUGCCACCGCCUUCACUAACGGCUAUCACUGAGAGUAGCCGUAGACUGACAGCUGGACGGAGUUGAAGCGACGUCGGAGCCGAUCUGGUCCGUCUCUCUCCAGUCCGCGUCUCCUCUGCUGCGUUCGGGCGGCCGGACAUUCUCCCCACCUCGCCUGGUGUCGGCCGCAUCCUGCCCACCUUACCGACACCUCGCUAAACUCCACCUUUUUGCAAAUGAAGCAAACUAAAGAAAAAAAAAAAAAAAAAAAGAGAAAAAGAAACUUAUCACUGCAUAUAAUAGCAACACAUUCAAAUGCUGUAUUUUUGUUGUUGUUUAUGUCAUUUUGUUUUUAUGUUUUAGCUGUAUUUUUAUUUAGCUUUUUGUCCUCUCCAAAAAGUGAUCUCUCUGAGAGAAGGCUAGUUAGGUCUCCAACAUGCUUGCUUUGAAGCUGUAAAAUGACUUUACAUUUCUCUAUUUUACACUGAAUGUCAACACGUCAUACUAAUUUUUGAAAUAACGCCAGGAAUUGUAUAUCUUGGUAGGUUUUAACUAUGAGUUGUUACACUAAUUACCGUCGAACGGCGCGGACAGACUUAUUGGACCCCAGUAAAAGUAUUUAAAAAGCUUUAAAUUAUAGUCAUCUUUUAUUGCAGUGGCAUCAUCUCACACUGAAGAAUGUAGAAAAAUACAGCUUGUAAUUUGAGUACAUCUAUUUGUUGGGUGGGGAAUAAAAAGGGCAUCGACCAAACAAGCAGGAUGCAUGUCGAUAGCGUCUAGUUCAGAGUGAAGAAACAACGGAAGUUUUAAAAAUGUUAUGUAAACAAAUGUGGGUUUUAGCGAGUUUCCAUUUUCUUUUCUUGGAAUAAUUACGAUCGAUUCCCUCAACAGAAUGACUGAAAGUCGUACUUAUUUUCAUCCAGAUUUGUUUUUCUUAUUGUUGAGCUGGAAACUGCAGAUAUCAACAUUCCACGUAAGAAAAUGUAGCCGUUGUCUUUUUGACAAAGUUUGAUGUUUUUCUUUGUGCUGAAACUUAAAAACAGGAAUUAAAUGGUUUCUCUUGAGAAAUUACCACAAGUUUUCUUUAGUAGAUAUUUAUCAAAAGUUGCCAAAUGGGUUUCCUAAAAAAGGUCAGGUAAUAUCUAAACCGAUGUAUUCAGCUGGACUGAGGGCAGAAGUGGCUCUUGGGUAGAUGUUAAAGGCUGCAGACCCCUGGUCUAGAGGUUGCUAUGGAGACCUAGUGAUGCCAAGAUGCUCUGAAUUUUAGUCUUAAACAACAAUUCCUGUUUAAACAUUUUUUUUGUCUCUUUUUUUCCUGACUCGUAUCGCCGCACAUCAGCCCUACUCCGAGUGUACUUUAUCUUUUGUCUUUCCCAUUUUGAAGCGUGGCAUAGAGGAACGAAACUCUGUCACAAAAUAUUUACAAAAACAAAAAAACGAGCACUGAUUAACUUUAAAAAAUAAUAAUACUAAUAUUCAUUCAAAAUUCUUCUGAUAAAUUUAUUACAUGGCAUUUUCAGAUUUAGCAGUAAUUAUAUUUGCGUCAGUUUCAUCAAAAGCAUUCUUUGUUUUUGGUUUUUUCUCUGUUCUUCAGCGUGAGAAUAUUUUUCUGCCACAACGGAUACAUUUAUUUUAAGGAUUUCUACACAUUUUUACCUGGGUUGCCAAAAACAUGGCUAGAUCUGUACUUUCUUUAGCCUUCAGGAACUGUAAUAUUUUGUAAAAUAUUGUAAAUACGACUAAUUUCCGGGUGGCAGGGCUCUGCCGACUUUAGUGUCCGGGAGGUUGGAGGCUUUUGGAGAAAGUGUGUGUGUGUGGGGGGGGUGAAUCUUACCUGAUACGUGUUUUAUGCCCGCCUGGAGGUCAAGAACAUUUCAGUUCGUCUGUCAACGUGAGAGGAGCCACUACACGGCGUUCCUCUCCAGACAUUUGUAAAAUCGUGUGUCAGGUCGGCGACAACUUCCUUGGAGAUGAGACGCUUUUACUUUGAGUUCAGCAGGAAAAGAGGCUGAGGCUGGAGCAACACCUUCCGCUUCUGGGAGGCGAGGGUGUGAAAACACUCCUCUUGUCAGGAAACAUGCUGUUUUCUUACGUUAUCAUGUUGUUGUUUUACCUGAUUUUCUUUUUAAUAUCCAAUCAUUUGUUUUGUGAAGGAAAAUGAAGGACUUUGCAUGCAGGAGCUGUCGUGAGUCGGGGACCGCUCCGUGAUUUUCAUGUGAAUGUGUCAUGUGGUUUGAUACACAUUGGUCUCCAUGUGCUGUAUUUCUUGGGGGGCAUUUGCAAAAUGUGAACUAUUAAUCUGAUUUUCUGUUUUGUUUUUUUGUUGUUGUUGUUGUUUUCUGUUAUUAGUAGUACAUUAACAUCUAUAUCGGGGUGCGGAUGGUAUAAUGCGCCGUCCGCACCUUCCAGCACUGCAUAUCCACUGGAGGACUCAGUCUGUAGCAACGUGACAUCUUUUCUUUUCUUUUUUUUUUUGUAGACCAAAAUGAGAGCUACUAGGACGCUGCACUGGCCGUUCACCAUGAACUUACGUUUUCCUUCUAAUGUUAGCUGAAGAUAAAAAAGGAGCACUCUCGACCUACAAAAUAACCAGGUUUCACAUUUUGAUACACUCGCCGUACCUGCUGCGGAAAUUUUAAAUGUUCCAUUGAAAAAAAAAAAACAAAAAAACUUUCUUGUCAACACUGUAACUUUUUCUGAUUUUUUUUUUUUUCCCUGUGAUUUUACUCCUUUUGGGGGAGGAAAAAAAAAGAACUUUUUAAAAUUCCUAAUAAAUUAUUUUAAAACAUUCCA